Molecule: messenger RNA, 1095 nt
Organism: Teleopsis dalmanni
Lineage: Eukaryota; Metazoa; Arthropoda; Insecta; Diptera; Diopsidae
Product: probable serine/threonine-protein kinase yakA
Exons: 4
Coding region: 1-1095 (364 amino acids)
Cellular component (GO): chitin-based extracellular matrix
Molecular function (GO): structural constituent of chitin-based larval cuticle
Source: RefSeq, a predicted model, not a curated record
AUGUAUAAAAUAAAAUUGCAGCUAACUGCUAGCAUUCUGUUGGUAAUUAGCCUAGUCACCCAUUCUGAUUGUCAACAAAGUAAUAUAUUCAACCAAACACCGUUUCAACGUCAACAACUGCAACAACAACAACAAACUCAGCGAUUACGUCAACAACUGCAACAACAACAGCAGCAAUUGCAGCGUCAACAACCGUUUCCAGCCAAUUUUAAUAAUCUAAACCAACUUAAUCCGUUAGCAGCUCUUAACACUAUACCGCCAAUUGCACCUAUAGGUCCGCAGGCAUCCUUUCGUCCAUAUAAUCAGUUAACACCACCAAAUUUUGUGCCAAUCACAGCCUAUCAGAACGAUUUGAAUUAUGAUGGGAGUUUCUCAUAUGGUUACGCUUCUGCGGAUGGUACAACAGCACAAGCUCAAGGUUAUGUCAAAAACCUUGGUCUUGGCGAAGCCGUUGAAGCGCAAGUAGUAGAAGGAUCCUAUUCGUAUACGUCACCAGAGGGAACACCCAUAACAGUUCGUUAUAUAGCAGAUGAAAACGGUUUCCGAGCCGAAGGUGCACAUAUACCCACACCACCGCCCAUACCUGAUGCUAUUGCUAAAUCUUUGCAAUAUAUAUCUUCCGUACAACCAUAUCAACAGACACUUAAUCCCAAUUUAAAUCCAUAUCAAACACCGUUUAGACAAUUUCCACAAACACAGAACUUACGUACCGGUCAACAAUUGACACCACUACAGUUGCAACAACAACAGCAACAACAACAACGCUUCUUUCAACAAAAUAGUGGGCAGUACCAACCGGAAAAUCAAUUUGGAGGUGGCGUAGCACAGCAGUCUGGUUUAUUGGGCUCUAGUAACUUAUCGGGACAAUUUGACGGUCAAUCGGGCAUCUUAUCACCAAGCAAUGAUUUAAAUCAAACAGAGCAACGGAAUUUACAACAAAAACAGCAACAACAGAAUUUACAAAAUGCACAACAACAGCAGCAGCAACAACAACAAGCCCUUGCAACACAGGAGCUACGUGAACGCAACAAUCAAUUUGUGAGUCCUUUCGGUUACAACCAAUAUCGUCGGUAUAAGAAGGCCACAAAAACCUGA